ACCACACCGGAGCCAGAGAAAUAUCUCCUUCGCUUUUGCACUUUUCUUUUGGGGGGUCCCCGACACGUCACAGCACAGCACCGCUGCUCCCCCGGCGAUGGCCUGCGGCGGCGGCGGCGAGUCUGAGGCGGAGCGGCGGGCAGAGCUGCUGCGCGAGAUAACGGAGGAGGGCGGCUUCGCUUUCGUCGCCUCGGCGGAGAAGGCGGCGGCGGGGGACCUGCGGGCGGCGGAGGCGGCGCGGGAGAUGGCGUGGGAGCAACUCCACUCGGGGCCCUGGAGCGAGGUCGGCAGCGCGUGGAGGGACGCCUACGCGCUCGCCUGCCUCCACGUCGCGCGCCUCCGCCGGGCCGCCGCCGACCGCCGCGCCGCGCUCCGGGCGCUCGACAUGGGGCUCAUCAUGGGGGGAAACCUCCUCCGCGCCGAUCUCGAGGCCGCCCUGGCCUCCAUCGCCGCGGAGCCGAGCGACGGCGAAGGUGACGGCGCGGAGGCUGUCGAUGAGGAAGCCAAUAGGUGGAGGGAAGGGCUCGACAGGAACCGUGACAUCGCCGAUGCCCUCAAAAUUCUUCCAACAAAGUCUUUAUCUUGUAAGGAAAUCGCAAGACGAUCGUGUAUAUCUUUGGAGGAGUUUAUAUGUGAUCACUUUUUACCUGAGACCCCUGUUAUAAUCAGUGGCUGCAUCGAUCAUUGGCCUGCGAUGACAAAAUGGAAGGACAUCCAGUACCUAAAGAAGAUUGCUGGGGAUCGGACUGUUCCUGUUGAGGUUGGGAAGAGCUAUGUUUGCAGUGAGUGGAAGCAGGAGCUUAUCACGUUCUCCCAGUUCCUUGAGAGGAUGUGGUCAACCGCCUGUCCUUCAAAUUUGACAUAUCUAGCUCAGCAUCCAUUAUUUGAGCAGAUAAAAGAGCUUCAUGAAGACAUAAUGGUUCCUGACUACUGUUAUGCUGGUGGAGGGGAACUCCAAUCACUUAAUGCUUGGUUUGGUCCACACGGGACAGUGACACCAUUGCACCACGACCCGCAUCACAACAUUUUAGCUCAGGUCUUGGGCAGGAAGUAUAUUAGACUCUAUCCUGGUUCUGUAUCCGAAGACUUAUACCCACACACAGAAACUAUGUUAAGCAAUACUAGUCAGGUACAGACAAUCUGUUCUGACAAGUUACAUGUUGGAAAGGAAGAAUACCCUUACAGAUCAUCACAGCGGUGGAUCUUGACAACAUAGAUAUGGAUGAGUUCCCAAAGGUAGAAAACCUUGAUUUCAUGGACUGCAUAUUGGAGGAAGGUGACAUGCUGUAUAUUCCUCCGAAAUGGUGGCAUUACGUCAGAUCUCUUUCGAUUAGUUUCUCCGUUAGCUUUUGGUGGCGUACAACAGUUAUAAGUCCGAGCGUGUAAUGAAAACAUUUUGGUCUUUGAUACAUCAGGACCGGAUCUCAGGACUCAGGAACUUGGUAAGCCUGACUGGACACAUUGUUUCAACAUUCUGUCGCCCACUGUUGCGUGGAUGUAGUCGUUUGUACCUACGAUUGCAGAUGUACGUGGUUAUUUUUACUAUGAUUAUUUUGGACAUUUAAUUGCUGUUAUUGCAGAUGAACACUGUUACCUAUACUAUAAUUAUUUUGGACAUUUAAUUGCUGCUAAACGCCUAAACCUUUA
This is a messenger RNA of Triticum aestivum (bread wheat), 1647 nucleotides long. Its product is annotated as lysine-specific demethylase JMJ30. Lineage: Eukaryota; Viridiplantae; Streptophyta; Magnoliopsida; Poales; Poaceae. The transcript is spliced from 6 exons. The coding region runs from base 98 to 1216 and encodes 372 amino acids. The record is from RefSeq and is a predicted model, not a curated record.